AUGAACAACCUCACUUUUACUUCCUUCCUGCUUUUUGAAUUCUCAGUUAUCAGGAAUCUUCAGAUUCUGUACUUCUUUAUUUUUCUAGCUUUAUAUAUGAUAACUCUAAUUGGGAAUCUCCUCAUCACUGCUGCUGUAGCUAUUGAUUAUCAUCUUCAUACACCAAUGUACUUCUUCCUCAUGAACUUGGCCAUGACAGACCUUGGCAUUGUUUCUGUUACUAUUCCAAAAUUAAUGACUAAUUACCUCAUGAGUAGCAGGUCAAUAUCUUAUUCUGGGUGUGUGGCUCAGGUAUUUUUCUACCUUUUUUUUGCAACCUGUGAUUUUACCCUUCUAAUAGUAAUGGCUCAUGAUCGCCAUGUUGCCAUCUGCAAUCCCCUUCAGUAUGAAAAAAUAAUGCACAAGGGAGCUUGUAUUUGCUUGGCAGCUGCAACAUGGACCAGUAGUUUGCUUAAUGCCACAAUACAAACUGGCACCACCUUUGCAACUAUCUUUUGUUCCAAUUAUAUCAAGCAGUUUUUUUGUGAAAUCCCACAGCUAUUAAAACUUUCUUGUUGUAAUUGUUAUCUCCCCGAAUUUUGGAUUCUUGUCAUUGUGGGCAUUAUUAUAAUUGUAUCAUUUAUGUAUAUCAUUCUAACUUAUGUGAAGAUUUUUGCUGCAGUCCUCAGAAUCCCUUCAGUCAAUGGUCAGAAGAAAGCUCUCUCUACUUGCCUACCACACCUUGUUGUUAUAUCUGUAUUUAUGUUUAGUGGAUUAUUUACCUAUGGAAGGACUUAUAUUGAGGAUUCGUGCAGCUCAAAUGUAAUUUUUUCAGUGUUGUAUACUAUAAUUCCUCCUAUGUUGAAUCAAUUUAUCUAUAGUGUAAGAAACAAAGAGAUCAAGGCUGCUUUGUAUAAAUGGUUACAUCUUGAUUUUUUAAUCUAG
Notechis scutatus (mainland tiger snake) is the source of this 924-nucleotide messenger RNA. Its product is annotated as olfactory receptor 14I1-like. Gene Ontology annotation, molecular function: G protein-coupled receptor activity; olfactory receptor activity. NCBI's taxonomy places the organism in Eukaryota, Metazoa, Chordata, Lepidosauria, Squamata, Elapidae. Gene Ontology annotation, cellular component: membrane. Gene Ontology annotation, biological process: G protein-coupled receptor signaling pathway. The record is from RefSeq and is a predicted model, not a curated record.